Messenger RNA from Achroia grisella, 919 nucleotides. RefSeq lists its product as uncharacterized. Bases 257 to 919 code for a protein of 220 amino acids. Lineage: Eukaryota; Metazoa; Arthropoda; Insecta; Lepidoptera; Pyralidae. The record is from RefSeq and is a predicted model, not a curated record. The transcript is spliced from 7 exons.
GUGGCAUGAAAGAGCCAUGAUGAUAGAAAAGAUGUUUUGUUUUUCUUUAUCUAUUAUUUAUUUAUUAAAGUAGGUAAUUUCAUACAAAAAACCUUAAACAUUAUAUGAAAGUCAACGUCAAAAUUAAUUUUUUUUAAAUGUGCCUUUUGGCUCUUUCAUAACAUUUCGGUAUUGAAAGAGUUAGUAAAAGUUGUGCAAGAGCCGGUCUAUAUUAUAAACUCACCCCAUUUUAGUCGCUCGGUCUUCAUUGGAUUGGAUGCCAAGUAGAGUUAAUUCUCUCUAUUCCGACGUUGGAGCUUGGAGUGGCAAGUUUAGACCCGUAAUGGAUGAGAUUGAAUCAGAUGAAGCAUUAAGAUUCUAUCAGUUUCUAAAUUACUUGGACGGUGGAAGUUUUGGCACGGGUCCCAUUGAUGAGUUUGUUGAAGCAAUGAAUAGAUUAUCAAACUAUAUGAAACAGCAGAAUAGUAGAGAAACCCAGGCAAGAGGCAUGCGAGAACUUGAAGCAAUAAAUGGAGAAAAAGGAAAUAGUAUUAAAACUGUUUUGGAAGUUAGUACAGUAAUAAUGAGAAAAAAGAGAAAAUUCUUUUGUACUGGAGAGGUCAAAGAACCAAUUGUUAACAACAAAAUAAUAUGUAAGGAUAGAAUACUGUUACCCAUUGCUGGAACCUCCUGUCGCGAUGCAAUUAUGUAUUGGCAUCCUGACCUUACAGAAGAACAUUAUUGUGUUGGAGCUUUAGAGUCCAAAAGCCCGGUGCACAUUAUGGAUAUCGAAGGUGAAAUGUUUUGCAAAGGUGAUGAUUAUUCAAAACGCGAAUAUCUUUUAGCAUGUGAAUUUUAUGAAGAUCAAGAGGCACCUGUUGCUGAUUUACUGCAGUAUUAUCCUGAUCCAGAUCCAGAAAUUAGUCCUAAACUGUUUUAA